Messenger RNA from Akanthomyces muscarius, 315 nucleotides. RefSeq lists its product as uncharacterized. The transcript has 2 exons. Gene Ontology annotation, cellular component: nucleus; cytosol. Gene Ontology annotation, molecular function: 2 iron, 2 sulfur cluster binding. Gene Ontology annotation, biological process: intracellular iron ion homeostasis. The record is from RefSeq and is a predicted model, not a curated record. Bases 1 to 315 code for a protein of 104 amino acids. Lineage: Eukaryota; Fungi; Ascomycota; Sordariomycetes; Hypocreales; Cordycipitaceae.
AUGUCGCAAAUAACAGACGCCAGCAUGCGCGAGAUUAUCACGCAGCGCCUCGCCGCCGUCCACGUCGAAGUCGCCGACAUGUCUGGCGGCUGCGGCCAGGCAUUCACCUCGCUCAUCGUCUCCCCCCAGUUCCAGGGCCUCAACUCCCUCAAGCGCCACCGCCUCGUCAACGCCGCCCUCAAGGAGGAAAUCGCCGCCAUCCACGCCUGGACGGCCAAGUGCCAGACGCCCGACGAGUGGGAGCGCACGCGCACAACCGCCGCGCCGCCCACGCACGGCACCGUCGGCGGGCAGGUCGAGGGCACGGCGCAGUAG